AUGACUCCCGUUAGAGUCCUUGACAACUAUUGCGUCGUCGCUGCUGCUGUGAUGGUCGUGCAUGACUGGAUUAUUACCGUGCCUCGGGAAGGACGUCUUUUCUGUAAAGGGAAAGCAGGCACUCUUUCCGCUCUGCUGUAUUUUUCAAAUCGGUAUAUCAACCUUCUGGGUCAGGUUCUUAGCCUAUUCCCGUAUGCGUCAUUGUCCACAAAGGUAUUCCCAUCUAUCAUACCUAAGGAGCGACAUCCAACUGAUCAAAUGUCUGCAAGAGGUGUUCAACCCAUUAUCGAUGACAAUGUUCGGUAUCAUCAGCUGUACCGAGAUCGUCGUAGCAACGAAACCAUUUCUAUGCUUGGCAUUACUGCCGCCAGCACUCAGAACUGGACAUUGUCAGGCCUCGUCCUUAUGCUGCUGCUCUGCCCUGUGGCAACAAAUCUCAUGGAGCUGGGCUAUCAUCCCACUGGUGUAAUUCACCAGAUCCUCGGGUGUUGGUUGAAUGACGACCUUCCCCUUUCCCUGGAAGAGAAAUGGAUCAUCAUCAAUCGGGCGUGUACAAUCGCUGCGGAUACGCUGCUCAUUGCCAUUACCUGGUAUGAUCUCUCAGGACGUACCAUGAAGAAAGCCGCGAUGGUGUUGAAGGACAAGGACAUCGUUGGUGUAGUCCUUCGCGAUGGGACUCUCUACUUCAUCUUAUUCUCCACCAACUCUCUGUUAAUGGCCAAUCCGAUGAUGUCAUCUCCAUCUUCACUCCCCCUGAGAGUAGAGAGCUCAUCACCACGAUCAACCAGGUUGACAUCUAUCCUCGUAUCGCACUUCAUGCUGGACUUACAAGAAGCCUAUCAGAAGAAGGACUUCGGCAUCACUGCAGACAACUCACAGUAUGCGUCGCAGAGUAUCAGCCUCGGUUCGUUCAACGUGGCUCCCGUACUUGGAUCGCUUGCCGCCCACAUAGAUCCUUUCACAUGGGACGUUUCCGCCUUACAAUCGGUUGAAACAGGCGAAACAGAAUCUACAGCAUCUAUCACACUCUAUGCAGCCUCACCCAAUUCUGGAGGAAUAGAACAGAUUAGGGCACCUCGGCAUUUCAUUCGGAACACCGAGGAGAUACCGCAUGAAGAUGGACGGGUUUUGGAAGUCUGA
Dichomitus squalens LYAD-421 SS1 is the source of this 1140-nucleotide messenger RNA. RefSeq lists its product as uncharacterized. NCBI's taxonomy places the organism in Eukaryota, Fungi, Basidiomycota, Agaricomycetes, Polyporales, Polyporaceae. The transcript has 11 exons. Bases 1 to 1140 code for a protein of 379 amino acids. The record is from RefSeq and is a predicted model, not a curated record.